Molecule: messenger RNA, 6737 nt
Organism: Lytechinus variegatus (green sea urchin)
Lineage: Eukaryota; Metazoa; Echinodermata; Echinoidea; Temnopleuroida; Toxopneustidae
Product: NFX1-type zinc finger-containing protein 1-like
Exons: 5
Coding region: 325-6000 (1891 amino acids)
Biological process (GO): regulatory ncRNA-mediated heterochromatin formation
Cellular component (GO): nucleus; nuclear RNA-directed RNA polymerase complex
Molecular function (GO): zinc ion binding; helicase activity
Source: RefSeq, a predicted model, not a curated record
UGAGGAGUGAUCCCCGCGGAUCGGAGAGCACUUCUAUUAAAAACGAACAAUGCAAUGGGAACAUUGAAUUUUGUCUGAAACAUAUUACGCCUAAAUCAGGACUUUGUAAGCGAGUAAAUUAAAACUGCAGUCAUCUUACAGGUUUGUCUUAGUUAUCUCCAGACAGAAUUCUAAUCUACUGUUUUAGUGUCAGCGUUGUCUCAGAGCAAAGAUCUCAUGUUCCAUUUCAACGUUAAUCCUAAAUCUACACCAGGCUCGACGGGAAGGGUGCGGUUUGCGUCGUGUUUUACAUGAAACUGUGAACAGGAAAACCCUUCUUGAAAGAUGGAACGUGGCGGACAGAGGGGCGGCUAUCAAGGUUGGAGGGAUAGAAGGGGGCGAGAAGGCCACCGAGGGGGACGAGGAAGGGGUGGAGGGAGAGGAAAUGACAGAGGAGAAGGGAGAAGGGAUAGAGAUGAAGAUGGAGGAGAUUGGAGAAGGGGAAGAAAUGAAGACGGAGGAGAUUGGAGAAGGGGAAGAGGAGCAGGAAGAGGAGCAGGAAGAGGAGGAGGAGGUGGUGGUGGAUGGAGAGGCAACCGUCCACGAGGAGAAGAUCGUGAACACAACGAUGGCGGAGAUGACGAAAAUGGGAACCGUCGUGGUGUAUCUCACCAAGACCAACAAAGGAGACCUCGUACAGUGCAUCCACUAGGCUACAAAGCAUUGGAAUCGCUCCUUUCAAAAGACCCAGAUGAGGCAGCUCAAGAACUAGGUUCUCUGAAACAAGGUCUUGGCAAGCUUCUAGAUAUGUCGGAUAUACGUUAUGACCUGAUAUCACUAUUGCUUCAGGUCUAUCACCAUGUCUGCCAGGCACAGGUGUCCAAUGAAACUAUCAAUAUGCUUUUAGAUAUGCUCGGAAGAAAUGGCUUCAUUAGCAGACAUCUCACUCUCCAUCUUAUCGCGAUGCGUACAGAAAGGAGUAGCACCAAACUACGGGUCAUGCCCCGAUCCAUUAAGGACAUUGCUCGAGUCUUGUCAGAGCUGCAGCAACGUCUACCGAGUUACCUUACAGAUGUGGAAGUUGCUGCAACACUCCUUGAAGACGCUGUCAAAUAUGCAGAGAAAAGGAACAUAAUUGUCGAUGACACAGUCCAAGAAGAGGUACGGCAACUUAUAAGAUUUCAUGAUGCAAUUCAACAAGAAAAGCUGAAGAAGCAACGUACCGACACCGAACCCAAAGAACCCCCGCCCGAUAACUUCCGUGAACUCAGUGUGUUUCCAACCUCCGACGAAUUGACAGAUAAUUCUCUUCGUACUUACCUUCGAGCAAACAUAAUAAAGGGGAAAUACGAGAGCGUUGAGCAUUAUCUCGACGUUCAAUUCCGUCUUCUUCGCGAAGACUUUGUCCUUCCACUAAGAGAAGGCAUAAGUGAGUACAAGAUAUCCACAGCUCGUCCAGGGAAGCGAGACAAACGCUUUCAAGACAUUCGUCUGUACUACGAUGUAACAUUAGAUGAACCACUCUAUUCCCAAAGCGGAGUUACAUUCAGAAUUCACUUUGAUGAGACAAAGCUUAAAGGUGUUCGUUGGCAAUCAUCGAAGCGAUUGAUCUAUGGUUCACUCGUCAUCUUGUCACCUGAUGAUUUUAAGACCCUCGUCUUCGGUACAGUUGCAAACCGAAAGCCUGAUGAUUUGGCAAAAGGUUUCAUAGAAAUUAAACUGGAAAGGGACGAGGAAAUUGCAGAGAUAUUCACUGAAAAGACAUUCAUAAUGGCAGAGUCUUCCGCUUACUUCGAAGCUUACAGACAUGUCCUGAGCCGCAUACAAUAUGUCACUGAGCAGUCACUACCCCUAACUGAUUACAUUAUAUCGGCAUCACCAAUGGUACAUGCACCUGCUUACAUACGGAACAACGUGUCCAUCGAAUACGACCUAUCACCCCUCGUCUCUGAUGACGUUCCUCACGCAAAGCAAACUGCAAUGCGUAUGAAGAACGUGAGGAUUCUUGAUGAUCGCGAAUGGAAAAGGCUAGGAAACACUGGCCUUGACGAAUCUCAGCUUCGCGCCGUAAAAGCAGCGCUGACUCAAGAAAUGACAGUCGUACAAGGCCCACCUGGCACUGGGAAAACUUACAUUGGGUUAAAGAUAGUACACACUCUUCUCCAAAACAAGCAUAUUUGGAAGGAAGAUCGAGAUUUUGCACUUGCCGGAACUACACGGCGAACGAACAAACCAAUCCUUCUCGUUUGCUACACAAACCACGCUUUAGAUCAAUUUCUGGAAGGGGUUGCAUCGUAUAAUAGUGACGGAAUAGUUAGAGUUGGAGGUCGAAGUUCCAGUGAGGCUCUGAAGCGAUUCAACUUAAAUUCACUCAGGAGCUCAAAGCUUCGGGAAGAGACACCUCGACAUGUGAGACGAAGGAUCGGUGAGGUUCGUGGAGAAAUCGAAAGUCUAGGGAGAGAAGUCAAAGGCCUUCAAGACAAGAUUAACCAAACAAGGAAAGGUCUUCUUCAUGAAAGAGUCCUCAAGAAGCACAUGACCGACGCACAAGAACAAAGUCUCAGUCAAGGUAACUUCUCUAUGAUAAAAGGCCAGUCCCUUUUGGUACAUUGGCUCCUUGGUGAUGUACAGAUGGGAUUUGUAACUGGUGACCUCGAUAUUCGUGAAUAUCAGGAAGCGCAAGAUGAAGAAGGAGAUGAUGAAGGAGAACAGCUGGAUAUCUUAGAAGAUGCAGAUAUUCUUGAAGAGAUGAGACGCCUAGAUGUUGACGACUUACGAAAUAGAAUAUUCACAGGAGAUACCAAUGUCAACUUCGAUGAUGAUACUUUGGCAUUCAGACUUAACGAUAUUGACAACCUGGAAGCCGGAGAGUGGCACCAGGACAGAAGGCAAUUAAAAAACAGAAAGCGCAACUUAGAGAGAAAGCUGAGGAGCAAUGAAAGAAUGGACGACCAAGAGGCGCGAGCAGUUAGGAACAUUUGGCGUCUUGAAGAAGCAGGGCGAUGGAGACUGUACCGAUAUUGGGCCCACUUACACCGCAAUGAAUCUCACUAUCAGCUCGUGGAAAUGCAACGACGUUUCACGAAAGUUUGUCAGGAACUCCGCGAGGCUCGCAGCCAAGAAGAUUUUGAGAUACUUAAAAAUGCUUCAGUCAUAGGUAUGACAACAACUGGAGCUGCAAAGUUCCAUAUGCUUCUUCAAAGAAUCCAACCGAGAAUAACUGUAGUCGAGGAAGCUGCAGAGGUAUUAGAAGCCCACAUCGUGACUGCAUUGACCGAGUCAUGCCAACAUCUCGUUCUGAUCGGAGAUCACCAACAACUUCGGCCAAGUCCUACUGUCUUCAAGUUAGCUACGCAGUAUCACCUGGACAUAUCUUUAUUUGAACGUAUGAUAAAUAAUGGAGUUCCUCACCAGCAACUGAUCCUACAACAUAGAAUGAGACCUGAAAUUUCCCGCCUCAUGAGGAUGGAACGAUUGUACCCAUAUCUUAAAGAUGCGAAUUCUGUGAAGAGAUUCGACGAUAUCCUAGGUGUUACAAAGAACAUCUUCUUUCUUCACCAUGAAAAGGAAGAAGACUCUGUGGAUGAAAUGAAGAGUCACUCAAACAUUCACGAGGCCAAAUUCUUAGUAGGGCUUUGUAGGUAUUUUUUGCAGCAAGGAUACCUACCAGAGCAGAUCACCAUCUUGACGACAUAUUCUGGUCAACUCUUUGCCUUCAAGAGGAGGAUGAAAAAGACCGACUUUGAAGGCAUCAGGGUUGCUACUGUUGACAACUUUCAAGGAGAAGAAAACGACAUAAUUCUACUCUCUCUCGUUCGCAGCAACAAGGAGGGAAGCGCUGGUUUCUUGAAGAUCGACAACAGAAUCUGUGUAGCGCUCUCAAGAGCAAGAAAAGGGCUCUACUGCAUUGGAAAUUUUAAACUCCUUGCAGAACAGAACAUUACAGGGCAAAGCUUGUGGAGAGAAAUCGUAAAGGAUGCUGAGGUGUAUGGCAACAUUGGGAAGACCUUGAAACUCCAGUGCAGAAACCAUCCUGGGACACAGAAUGAGGUAUCAAAUGAAGAUGAUUUCGCGAAAGUCCCGGAAGGCGGAUGUUCUCUACCAUGUGAGGCGCGUCUUAUCUGUGGUCAUGUUUGUCGAAUGCCAUGCCACCCUUCGGACAUGAACCAUGAAAACUACAAGUGUCGUCAAAAGUGUACGAAGAUUAUCUGUACGUCGGGUCAUAGAUGUAUGAAGCUGUGCUACCAGCCUUGUGAUACUCAAUGCCAACGAAUGGUCAACAAGGAACUGCCUUGUGGCCACUCCCAGAAAGUGCCCUGCUCCAAAAAUGCAUCAAAUGUUAUCUGCGAAUCGCAAUGCCGUAGGAUAUUGGAUUGCGGGCAUCGAUGCAAGGAGCCAUGUGGAAAGAAAUGUACAGAGAAAUGUGAGGAAAUGGUUCGUCAAUCUAACUGGCCCUGUGGUCAUAAUGUCAAAGUCAAGUGCUCUGAUGGUCCCGAGUCUUGUCCAGCACCUUGCUCAAAGAUGCUGAGCUGCGAGCAUCAGUGCAGGGGUACGUGCGGAAAGUGCCAUCAAGGACGUCUUCAUGCAUUCUGCAGAGAAAAAUGCGAUCGCACACUUGUUUGCGGACAUCCAUGCCUGUCGACAUGUGCUGCAGAUUGCCCACCAUGUACAAGAAAGUGCGAUAACAGAUGUCAACAUAGUAAAUGCAAGAAGAAAUGUGGAGAACCAUGUGUCCCCUGUGCAGAGAAGUGCACCUGGUGGUGCCAACAUUUCCGCUGUCGGGCAGAGUGUGGACAACCUUGCGAUAGACAACCGUGUAAUGAACCUUGCACAGUCAAGUUAAAGUGUGGCCAUCCUUGCAUUGGACUCUGUGGCGAACCCUGCCCCAAGAAGUGCAGAAUCUGUGAUAAGGAUGAAGUGACAAGGAUCCUGUUUGGCGACGAAGAUGACGAUGAUGCUCGAUUCGUGGAGUUAGAAGAUUGCAAGCACGUGAUUGAAGCAAAUGCUCUUGACCAGUGGAUGAAGACGGACACCGGAAGUGAUAACACAUCAGGGACAAUUUCCAUCAAGUUGAAGGAAUGUCCUUGGUGCAAAAAACCAAUACGGCGCAACCUCCGAUACGGAAACACCAUUAAACAAGCCCUUAAUGACAUAAACGCUGUGAAAAGAAACAUCUUUGGAAACGAAACUACAAUAUACUAUCUCCGACAGUCACUUCGUGAUAAGCUGAGUCUCGAAGUAGAGACCAUGGGUAUGUUAGCAACCUCAAAAGAUGGGAACCUAUUCCCUAGAGAAACAGAUGCCCAUCGAUUCUACAGUAUGAUCAAUUCGACUUCUGCUUUGAGCCAUGGGGAAGUUACCGCCUUAAAAAACAGAGUCGCGUUCUUGGAGGAAUUGAGAAAACAGUCCAAACGCCUCAAAUCACUACCAUCCUCAUCUAAAAAUAAGUUGCACAUGAAACAGGUGAAGGAUGAUAUACAAGUCCUUCAGAAGUGGUUGUGCCAGGAGCCAAUCAACAGGAUGUCCCAACAGCAGACCAAUGAUGCCAACAUGGAAGCAAAAAGACACGAGCUAGCCUUAAAGCUCUUCAAGAUCCUAGCCGCGAAACCAGCUGCUCGUGAAAAGGCUAGAAAAGAGGUGAAGGACACCGAAGAGGAACUCUUUGGUGGGAAGGUCAUGACUGCCGAACGAGCUCAUACAGUAAACCGACUCCUCACAGAGAUCGUUUCUAAGUCCGGCGCACUAGGAAUUACUGAGAAGGAGAGAAAGCAAAUCGUCUCGGCCAUAGGUCUCGCGAAGGGUCAUUGGUACAAAUGUCCCAAAGGGCACGUCUACGCCAUUGGUGAAUGCGGGGGCGCCAUGCAGGCUGCCAAGUGCCCGGAGUGUGGUUCAAAUAUAGGAGGCACAAGCCAUCGUUUGACAGAGGGCAAUAGAGUCGCUACAGAGAUGGAUGGGGCAAGAUACGCAGCAUGGUCUGACCAAGCUAAUAUGGGAAAUUUUGACUUGGAUGAUAUGAUUUAGAAUCAAUUAUUUUAAGUUAAGGUGUAUUUGACCUUAUGACCUCUCUAUUUGUAAAUAUGUAAUAAAGAUAUCGUCGAAAAGCAAUUUGGAAAACCAUACUUAAAUCAACCCGCGUUUUACUGUGGAUAUCAGAUCUAACCCAAAUCUUUGAUCUCACAUCCAACAUUGCCAGCAAUAACAACGGAAUGACACUGCUGUCAAAUGAAUUGUCUGAUAUCAAUAUUAAGAUAAUGUGAACGAUAUCAUCUUGCAUGUUACCUAUGAAUCAAAAAAAGGUUUUGGAAUGGAUAACUAGAACAAAUUCAUGCUGUCAGUUAAUAGGUACAGGGAUUUCAGCGACGUGGGGCAAGCCCUUUAAAGUUAUCCCAUAUUUCUUGACCUAUAUAUUUUGUAGCGAGUUUUGAGUCAGGCGGGAUUUAGUAUCCAAAAUCCAGAAAACUUACUGAGCGUAUUAUUAAACAAGGUAGACGAAAUCUUAUACAUUUAUCCAUACCUGAAUAGGAAUUUGAUUAACCCAUAAUCGCGCAUGUUUUGAUAAUACUUAUUUCCAUUUAUGCUCAAUAUUAUGCCGGUUUUUGUUUUACGAGUAAGUAAGAAUGCUCGUCUGUAAAUUUAUAUUUGAUUUGUAUAACUUUGUAGUAUGUUUUAAAUGAGAGUGGAAUAAAGAGUUGAAUUAAAUUAUUACUUAAAGCAGACCCUAAGGCCGACGGAAAUUUGUAAAUAGCUUAAGUAUCUCA